CCUUAUUUUUCAUUCCAUUCGACUCAAACCCAAAACACAUCGAUCAAAACCCUUGCAGAUAUUCGUAAAAACCCUCCCGAUCAGCAUAGGCUUCCGAGGCCCUACUAUUUCUAAUUACAAUAUUCAGAAGGAAUCUACGCUUCAUCUCGUACUCAUCUUCGUGGAGGGAUGCAGAUCUUUGUUAGAACGCCAAUGGGCAAGACCAUUACUUUGGAAGUUGAAAGCUCCGUUACCAUUGGCGAAGUCAAGGCCAAUAUUCAGGAUACAGAACGGAUUCCAUCCAAUCAUCAGGUUUUGUUCAUUGCUGAGAAGAACCUCGAAGGUUCUAAACCAUUGGCGCACUAUAACAUCCAAAAAGAAUCUACAUUGCACCUGAGUAUGAGAUUGGGAGGAAAUAUGGAAAUUUUUGUGAAGACUUUGACAGGGAAGACCAUUUCUCUUAUGGCAGAGAGCUCAGAAACCAUUGGCAACCUGAAGGAAAAGAUUCGGAUCAUAGAGGGGAUUCCCCUGCUUCAACAGCGUCUGAUCGUUGUUGAAAAGCAACCCCUUCAACCCGAAGACUGUACAACUUUGGCUGAUUGUAACGUCCAUGACAACUCCACAUUACACAUGGCUUUGAGGUUGCGAGGCGGUGGUAUUCAGAUUUUCAUCAAGACAUCAGCAGGGAAGACCAUCACACUGGUGGUUUGCAGCUCGGAGACUAUUGGUAAUGUGAAGGAAAUGAUUCAGGACAAAGAGGGGAUUCCAAGGCAUCAACAGCGUUUGAUGAUUGAUGGAGAGAACCUGGAAGAUGAUUUAACUUUAAGCGAUUAUGACAUCGAAAAUGGAUCUUCAUUGGAUCUGGUUCUGUGGUUGGGAGGAGGUGAGAUGCGGAUUUUUGUCAAGACUUUUACAGGGAAACCCAUCAAGCUGAUGGUGGAAGGGUCCGAGACUAUUGAUGAUGUGAAGGGAAAAAUUCAGGACAUAGAGGGGAUUCCAUUGAUUCACCAGCGUUUGGUUAUUGCUGGAAAGAAUUUGGAAGAUGAUUUGAGUUUAAGCGAUCAUAACAUUCAACACGGAUCUACAUUGGAUCUGAUUGUGAGGUUGCGUGGCAUGACACUUUCUAUUAAGACAUUGACAGGGAAGACAUUAACACUGGAGGUGGAGAGCUCGGACACCAUUGAAUAUGUGAAAUUAAAGAUUUCAGAGAUGGAAAAUAUUCCAUCUGAUCAGUUCAGACUUACAUCAUCUUCUGGGAAGCAGCUAGAAGAUGAUCGGACUCUUGCUUCUUAUACUACUCAUGACCCGUUUAUUGUGCACCUUGCAUGCGUGUUUUAGGUAGUCAAUUAUGAAAACUAGGUAUCUUUCUUUCAUUGUUGACUUUUUUUUUUCUUGUGGUCAUCUGGUUGCAUAUAUGAAACUUUCAGUUCUUAAUUCUGUUUCCUGAUGUUAAAUUGAAUGUUCGUAUUAGACAUUUUUUGUAAUGGUAUAUACUUGAGUUUACAUAAGUAAUAUGGUAAUA
Molecule: messenger RNA, 1501 nt
Organism: Lactuca sativa (garden lettuce)
Lineage: Eukaryota; Viridiplantae; Streptophyta; Magnoliopsida; Asterales; Asteraceae
Source: RefSeq, a predicted model, not a curated record